CAUUCAUGGCUCCACCCAGCAGGAGCAAAUGGAAAAAAUAGGGAGACUACAGUUUCGCUCCUCCUCUUCCUCUCACUGUAAACUGAAUGUAAACUUCCCGAAAAUCCUUGACAGCCACCGUGAACCAUCCACAGCGACGAAGAGACGCAGUCUGUCCGCCUCUCCUGUCCCCCAGCCCGGCACACACCUAAAUAAAGUUUAAAAGGAUCAUGGCACCAAAGAGACGAGCUGCUUCUGCUGCCAAGGCAGGUGGAAAGAAGGCGAAAGAGGAGACACCCAAAGCAAAGGAUGCCUUCACAUCUGCAAAGGAAGCACUUCUGGCUGCAGGGCCUCAGGUGAAAGGCAAGAGGAAGGUGGAUGAGAUGUGUCAAGUGGCACGGAGCGCAGAGGUGUAUGAAGAUUAUGACUGUAUGCUCAACCAGACAAACAUUGGAAAUAACAACAAUAAGUUUUAUGUCAUUCAAGUUCUCUCAGAAAAGGCCUCUUACUUUUUGUGGAACCGAUGGGGCAGAGUGGGGGAAAGCGGACAAAACAAACUUACCAAAUAUGGAAAGCCUGAGGAUGCUAUCAAGGACUUUGAGAAAAAGUUUAAGGACAAGACAAAGAACAACUGGAGCGAUAGGUUGAAUUUUGUGUCUCACCCUGGGAAGUACACCCUGAUCGAAGUGGAUGGAGAGCAGGAUGCUGAGGUCAAGGUGGACAGUGUCGAUGGAAAGUCUGUCAGAGUCACUAAAAAUGUCCUACCCUGCACCCUCGACGACGCUACGAAGAGCCUCAUUGAGCUCAUAUUCAGCAAUGACAUGUUCAAGGAGGCGAUGGAAUGUAUGAACCUAGACAUCAAGAAGAUGCCUUUGGGAAAACUCAGUAAGAUGCAGAUUGCAAAGGGCUUUGAAGUGUUGGAGGAGAUCGAGGCAGCCAUGAAGCAAAAGAAAACAAGCGCACGUCUUCAAGAACUUUCGUCGAAGUUUUUCACCACAGUCCCGCACAACUUUGGACGGAACAGACCACCGACCAUCAACACCCAAGAAAUCAUCGACCAGAAGAAGGAGAUGCUUAUGGUGCUGGCUGACAUUGAGCUUGCCCAGACUCUGAAGUCAGAGACUGAAAAUGCUCUGGAAGAUAUGAUAGAGACAGUUCCUCAUACUCUAGACCAGGACUACAAAUCUCUCAAUUGCAGCCUUACACUAAUGGACAAGAGUUCAGAAAUGUUCAAGAUCAUAGAAAAAUACCUGAAAACGACUUCAGGUGGCUAUUGUAACCCGAAAAUUAUCAAUGUUUGGGAAGUUGAUCGAGAGACGGAGGGAGAGCGUUUCAGCGAGAAUGACAUUCUGGAGAACCGCCGUCUGCUGUGGCACGGUACAAACAUAGCGGUGGUGGCAGCUAUCCUGAAGAGUGGUCUGAGGAUAAUGCCCCACUCAGGAGGCCGUGUUGGUCGCGGUAUCUAUUUUGCAUCUGAAAACAGCAAGUCUGCGGGUUAUGUGCGCACGUCUAAAAAUACUGGAGUGAUGUUCCUGAGUGAGGUAGCUCUCGGCAGAGAAAAUACCAUCACCAAAGACAACGCUUCCUUAAAAAAGGCUCCUUCAGGCUAUGAUAGUGUGGUGGCACGAGGAUCAGUGGAACCAGAUCCAUCCAAGGACAUCUUCAUCACCCUAGAAGGCAAGAAGGUCGCUGUGCCUCAGGGGAAGCCCAUAGAUCAGCCCCAGUUCUCAGAUAGCCACUUCUGCAACAGUGAAUAUCUCAUCUACAAAGAGAGCCAGUGUCGCCUUCGCUACCUGCUGGAGCUGAACAUGUGAUAAUUCAACCCAAGGAAAGAAGAAGACCCUCGUUUCCUCUAUAGUUCUUCCUGAAAAGCUUGGCUAUGCUGUCUUUUUACAAUAAUACGAUUAUUCUCUUCAUGAUUACAGUUAUUGUGCAGAUAUGCCUACAUUGAUGCAUAAAUGACUCAUAUUUCUCUGUGCCUUAUGUUUUAACUGGAGUGAGUGUAGACUGCACUGUCUGUAUAACAAAUACUGCGUUCACUUUACCCUGUACAAUGAAUAAGGUUACUUUUUCACUUCUUACUUGAUGUUGAUUUUUAUACGAUUUGCACUGUUUUGUUUUCGAGUAACAUGCUGCACCUUGUUUCCUGCUUGGCAUCUCAGCUGUGGUUUGGGUAGCAUAGCUUUUGCACACUGUUGUGUAAAAAACACUGUAUUUAAUCAGAGUGGUAAUGAUGAAGCUCUCGUUAAGAAAGAGAAUAUGUUUGGUAUGUAGAAGGAAUUCAAUGCAUGCUUUUGCAGUUAUACAGAUAUUUUAUAUCAUGCUAUCAUGGUAGAGCAGAAGUAAAUAGGAUACUCUAUGCAGGGAUACGUUUACAGGCAGAGGUAUAAAGUGCAAUUUGUGGCUAAUGUUUAAGCACGGGUAGAAAUCUAAUGUUUUGAGUUUAUAUGAAAGAUUAUGAAAGUGCUUCUGCAAUGCAAAGUAACGAAACAUGUAAGUCAUGUAUAGCCUGGGCAGAUUUCCUGUCCAGUAGGUCGUCUAGCGUCAUUACAAAUGUCACCAUAUGGUGUCAGUAAUGAGCAACCUCCGUUGUAAUGCAAUUGCCUCAGCAUUUUUGCACUAAGACAUUGCUUGAAUCAUUGAUUAGUUAAUAAACUGAAGUGCCCCUCCA
Molecule: messenger RNA, 2650 nt
Organism: Larimichthys crocea (large yellow croaker)
Lineage: Eukaryota; Metazoa; Chordata; Actinopteri; Sciaenidae
Gene: parp3
Product: poly (ADP-ribose) polymerase family, member 3
Exons: 11
Coding region: 210-1793 (527 amino acids)
Biological process (GO): double-strand break repair; protein poly-ADP-ribosylation
Cellular component (GO): site of double-strand break; nucleolus
Molecular function (GO): NAD+ poly-ADP-ribosyltransferase activity
Source: RefSeq, a predicted model, not a curated record